This is a messenger RNA of Suillus subaureus, 1371 nucleotides long. RefSeq lists its product as uncharacterized. The record is from RefSeq and is a predicted model, not a curated record. The transcript is spliced from 6 exons. Gene Ontology annotation, molecular function: protein binding. NCBI's taxonomy places the organism in Eukaryota, Fungi, Basidiomycota, Agaricomycetes, Boletales, Suillaceae. Bases 1 to 1371 code for a protein of 456 amino acids.
AUGGUUACGGCAGACAACCUGAAUCUCGAUGUUCUCGAGUUAAUUUUUACAUUCGUCUCUGGAAAUGAUCUCGUUGCUGUCUCGUCUGUUAGCAAGUCGUUCCUCGCUGGCGUUAUUCCGUGUUUGUAUGCCACGGUCUCUUUCACCGCAAAGCAUGCCAAACGAUAUAGGCCCGAGGGAGGGAUAAUGUCACCAUUCCUCACCCUCCGCCAUCACCCUGAUCUAGCUGUCCAUGUUCGUCACAUUGACAUACAUUGUGCACCGUUCGUCGCGGUUGGACAAGUGCAUCCGAAAUUCCUGUCGGAAACUGCGGACGCACUGAAGGUUUGCAAAAACCUAACAUCGUUUGUGUGUGGGCCGAGGAUCCUCCCAGCCCUGCUCAGCUCCCUGCAGGGGAAAAAACGCUUGCAGGAUGUGCACGUCUAUGCCGCACUCACAACGACACAAGGGGAGAUGCUGCAAAAAAUCACAACGCUGCGAAGCCUGACUCUGGACUACCCGACCUGGAAUGUUGUAGAUUCGCUGACGAGAUGGGCGCAGUCGUUACAACGGACACUUUCGCACCUCACGAUCUUUAUGUCUCAAGAAGUGAAUGGCAUACUUUUGGAAGCCUUGCUCUGCCUGCUGCCUCGUCUUCGUGGGCUGCACGUCAUUGGAUGUUCAAAGGCUCCUCAUACAGUAGUCAUCAAAGCUGUCACAGCAUACACCCCAUCGUUGAAGGAAUUUUCUUUCACUAUAUUCGAAAAUACCCCUCCACCAAGUAUUUUUUACCCACUUGCUAUCACCUUACCCAACCUGCGGCAUCUCGCUAUUGAUGUGCGCCCGAUAUCUGAUAUGACGGCUGUGACAAUUUCAUCGCUCUUUGUUUCAUUGACCUCCCUGUCUACACUUGUGCUCAAGUUUGCGGAUCGUCAGCUCCCUAUGUGGAACUCUGUCAUUGAUCUCAUUGCUCCGUCUAACGGCGUCACAAUGCCUUUAAAACGUCUUGCUCUCAUGGACUGUGCAGUCUCAAUCGACAUGGUUGGAAAGCUAAGCUCGAGGUGCAAAGAUCUGGAAAUGCUGGAAAUACCACUGCCAAUCAAAGACAUUCAAGCCUUUACUACAGCAAUAUCAAGUUUGAAAGAAUUGCACACGUUAACCGAUGUUGGUGAUGCCCACGCAAGCCACGGCCCGCGUGCGACCUUGGCAAGGAAUGAUGUGAGAUACAUGAUGCAGGCGUGCGUGAAUUUGAGGACGAUAGUAAGUGAUGGGCGGACGUGGACGGGACGUCCGGAUUUUUUCAGCGGUGUAAUGGUUACACCCCAGCGUUACAAGGCCAAUGCAACACAACAUUGGUUUUCCCCUUUAAAGGAAGAUUCAUAUCCGAGUUAA